ACGAGCUCGGGGCGCUGCUGCGCGCUGCAUUUGCGCCCUCAGAAUUAGUGGUAGGCCACAGUGACUGGCAUCGGAGAAUUGUGCGUCAACAUGUGUCAAUAGCUAGAGACGAAGCCCCUUCCAUCUCGACAUCACCCUUGUUGUCAAUUGCCUUAUGCCCUCUAGAAGGGAUAAAAGGGAGACUUGCUUGCCCUUCCUCCUCCUCUCUCUACACCUAUACCUCUACCAACAAGACGAAGAAGCUGGUCUUCCUCGUGCAAGCCAAUCACUGAGGUAACUAUUCCCGCCUUCUCUACACCUCUACAUCUGCGAACGACACGAAGAAGCUGGUCUUCCUCAUCUGAUUCAAUCUUUCAGACACACACACACCCCUUUCCCUCUUCUUUCACAAUGCUCUCUCUCUCGACUCGCGCUCAUCGCCAGCUGGCUCUGGUCGUUCUCAUCCUUCUCUUCUCCACGCUCUGCAGCCUCCACGCCACUUCCGCGAUGCCGAUGCCACCAGGGCCUCAGAGCAACGGCAACACUGAGGCCCGCUCACAGGAGCGAGCCCUUCUUCACCGAGGACAUGAAAACGGUAAUCCAGGACCGGAAGAAUCCGGCGUGGUUCGGAAAUCAUCCAUGGAUAACCUAAGGAUGAUGAGCGGUGAAGGUGAAAGCAAACUUCUGGCUAAGGGUCGGUCUGAGCUCCUCGCUGGCAGCACACCACGCCCCAAAGAAUUGCAUGUCAAAAUAGCUAGUAAAGCGUCGAGGUUGUGGGACAAGGUGCGGAAGACAUUCAGGUUUAAGUCUGCAAAGUCUGCGAAGUCUUCGUCUGCGAAAUCUCUGUCUGCGAAGUCUCCGCCUGAGGAACCUGAGGAGCAUGAGGAGCCCUUCAACAUUGAGAUCGAGCGUAGCAAUGCGCCCGGAGAACAUGAAACCGCGGCUUUGUUGCAGAACUGGGACAAGAAGCGCAUCAGUAAAUUGCUCAUCGACCGCCCCAACCUGGGAGAGCAUCUCGAAGCGGAAAAGGCGGAGGACGCAAAGAAGCAGGGACUACUCAACCUGGAAGGACAGUACAGCCCGCAAAGCUCGCCUGAGCACGCCCUCAUCAGUAGUCACGGCUUUCACAGCCCGCAUGGUUCGCCCAUGCUUGAGGUCACUAAUUCUUACGGCUCCCCAAAGCAUGUAGAGGAGGAUCAUCUGCUCGCUGGGCCUUCGCCUACGCGCUUCCCCGACAUGAUGUUCCCGCGCAAACCCAUCACGAAGGCCCAGCUCUCCUCCUUCACCGAGUAA
Messenger RNA from Acaromyces ingoldii, 1272 nucleotides. RefSeq lists its product as hypothetical. The record is from RefSeq and is a predicted model, not a curated record. NCBI's taxonomy places the organism in Eukaryota, Fungi, Basidiomycota, Exobasidiomycetes, Exobasidiales, Cryptobasidiaceae. The transcript has a single exon. Bases 391 to 1272 code for a protein of 293 amino acids.